Messenger RNA from Penicillium atrosanguineum, 4686 nucleotides. RefSeq lists its product as uncharacterized. Gene Ontology annotation, biological process: protein phosphorylation. Gene Ontology annotation, molecular function: protein binding; ATP binding; protein kinase activity. Lineage: Eukaryota; Fungi; Ascomycota; Eurotiomycetes; Eurotiales; Aspergillaceae. The transcript has 2 exons. The record is from RefSeq and is a predicted model, not a curated record. Bases 1 to 4686 code for a protein of 1561 amino acids.
AUGCCAACAUCCUUCAGCGAAGACUGGCUUUUGGUCCCCGAGUCAAAGAACACUCCGGCCGACACUUUAAGAUGGACGACAUCGAUUUCUCGAUCUCGCGUAUCAACCGUGGACGGUCUCGGGUUCAGUGAGAAUGUCACUUCAGAGGCAAUGAACAGCCUCGAAAGCCUGUUACGAGCCGUUCAGGAGUUAAAACUCAAGAGACUCUACACCUCCGAUCUAGAAGAGCCCCAGUUCGUUGCUGCCGGAGAAACCUUUUCUGUUUCUCAGUGCAGAUACCAAGGCUCUGUGGUCGCUAUCAAACGCAUUCGAAUCGACGAACAUGGCAAAGAGUCUGAUAGGCGACACUUCCAGCGACGGCUGCAAUCAGUCUUGCGCGAAAUUCUGAUCAUGUGCCAUCCGCCGCUGGCGCAUCAUCCCAAUGUCAUCAGUUUACUGGGAUAUGGCUGGACUGUGGAAGAACAGCGAACCUCGCCCUUUGUUUCGGUUGAAUUUGCUUCGAAGGGGUCACUCAGGGAGUACAUAAAAGAGGGGCAGUCGAUGAAGACAAAACUUAUUCUCAUGGGCGAUGUUGGCGCUGGGUUGAUGGCGUUGCAUAAAUGUGGCAUUAUCCACGGGGACUUGAAGAUGGACAAUGUCGUUGUUUUCGCGUCACUAGAGCGCCCAUCGGGGUCAGUCGCCAAGGUCUCGGAUUUUGGUCAUUCAAUUCUGGCAAGCUCUACCCCGAAGAAGAGAACGCAGUACUUUGGCACAGCCCUCUACAAUGCUCCGGAGGUGAGUACACAGAGAAGUCAGCCAAUUCCGGAAGAUCAGCUUCAUAAAUGCGACAUCUGGGCAUUUGGCCUGUGUGUGUGGGAGAUCCUGGCAGAUGGGCAAGUGUAUUUCCAACAUACUUGGCAAAGCAACCCACUUUAUAAGCGGUCUUCUUCUAACGAAAACUCUUGGACCAUGGUGAAAUCAUCUUCAACCUCGGAUACCCAUGAUGAGACCCUUGAAAAGGGCGGUCAGCGAGUCUCUGGCCGCUUCGACCCCUCGAACCUCAAGAUCCUCGCCGUUGAAUUUGUGAACGGGCUAAAAAUACCCGGCGUGGGCUUCGAAAAAGGAAUGCUACGACCGUUGCUAUCACGCACUCUACAGACUGAUCCUAACAAAAGAAUCUCCGAUCUGAGUCGGCUUCCAAUCAUCAGCUUCUGGAACAAAGCACCAGGUGGACACUACCUUCAAUCGAAACUCGCGACAUACACUAUGUCGGGAGAUAUCCGUUACUCUAUUUUCAGUAGAGAUAACGGCCCCUAUAUAAUUUGGGAACAGCAGCAACAGCUCUUACAGGACUUUGAAGCAGGGGCCGAGAGAGCUCAGCCUGGAAAGAAAGAUGGGUCUGACGCCUUCCAGACAAUGUUGUGCUAUGUCAACGCCUUUGGCACCUCCGGAAAUCUGGCGAAGGCCACCAAAUUUCUUCAAAAGGCUGAGGAGGAAGGAAAUUUGAUUGCUCGGCUUUUGGGCCCUCGGAUUCUUGAUGGAUUUACCAAUACCUCAUGUCUUCGAAAGACCUAUAGUGAGAGUCUGGCACUGUGUUUCAGCAUUACCCAGCAACCCCAAAUGCCCUCCAACGUUUUUGACUUCAAAAGCUCUUCAAUUUCGGAGCAUUUGAGUUACGAGGUAUUUCGAGAAGUAGUGCUCAGUGGGGAGCUUGAAAAAGAUGUUAUCGAGGUGAAGGGCCUAAUUCCCAACACCGGAUCUUCUGUACGCCUCCGCGCACUGGACUUAUCCAUUCAGCACGGCGACUGUGAGCUAGUAGAUGCUCUUCUACACAAAAUUGAGAGUAAUGACGAUUUAAACAGCGAAGGAAAGCUACUUGUUAUACAGGCCGCUUCUCGGGGCCACGGUAGUAUCGUCACUCGCCUCUUAAAAGCGGGAGCCCCCAUCACCCCGCAGAAAUCGAGCUCCCUUCUUCAUUGGCUUUUCUGCUUGGACGAACAGAGCUUGACAGACGUUCAGUCACAUCUAUUGGAAAACUCUUAUGACUUGCCCCUCGAGGCCUUGUUGAACGAAGCAAGUACGGAGAAAUUUACCGUCCACUCGCAAUGGCCAUUUCAGGUCCAUGGAACACCCCUUGCUAUUGCUACUGCAGCUGGGAAUGUUGCAGCUGUCAAGGUACUUCUGUCAUUAAACGCAAAUCCUCUAGCCCCAGCAUUCGCAGUUGUCGAGGGCGACUCGUCUCCUUCAGUGACGCCCAUCCAUCUGGCAGUACGCUACCAUUUCCCUAUGAUUCUUGAAUUGCUAUGGCAAACAGCCUUUAGCGAGAAACAAAUUACCGUUACGAGGCAUCAUCUGUCUCGUUGUUCGGCUCUGGGUUCAUUCCCAAUUGCUUGUGCCCUGAGCUUACUGACCAACGCCGAACGGUUUGCAAUCCACAGCAGUACCUACAAGGAAGCCCUUCGAAUAACAAUCCUGCUCCUCUCCACGGACAUCCUCUUCCAGUCAUCUCCCGAAGGCAAAAGUGCACUCACACAGGCAAUCGAUCUUGAAGACGUCGAUACCGUGGAGCUUCUACUUCAGCAUUGCCCCGUACUUGCGAGUAGAAAGCUCGAACAGCCAAAUUGUCAAGAAAUGUUCACAUAUCCGUUACACUUUGCCGUGCAAAUUGGUUCCUGUCGCGAUACCGAAGAGUCCGUUAGUAUUUUGAAGCUUAUUCUUCAACUCGAUCCUGUCGCAAUCGAUCGGUUGGACAGUUCAUCGGUUAAACCAAUACACGUCGCAGCAAUGGGGACAUCGACUCGGAUCAUGGAAUACCUACUCAGCCUCGGCACGUCCUGUGAUGACCUAGACUGCCAUGGGCAAAGUCCCUUACACUUCUGUAUCACUGCGUCCAACGCAAAGCUGCUACUUUCGAAAGGUGCAAACAUCGACCAAAAAGAUAAGCUGGGCUUCACUGCGGCUCAUUCAGCGGCAAGCAAGGGCAACGAGGACGUUCUCCAAGCUCUCAUCAAUGCGGGGGGCAACCUAUCCUCCCAAGACAAUAAAAUUGGGACUCCGCUCCAUUGUGCCAUUGAGCGGAAGUCACGCACAAUGGCAGAGAUGCUCCUCAAGGCCGGAGCUGAUAUCAAUGCCCAAGACAAGCACGGAAGAACACCACUUCUCAUGGCUAUGAAUAUCGGACGCUCAGAUCUUGUUCUUUUCCUAUUUGAAAAUGGUGCACACCCCUUCAUCGAAGACAACGCUGGCUCCUCACCGUUCCUCAUGUCCCUAGCGUGGGAAAGCUCGAACAUUCUAUCCAGAUUCCAAAACCACAGCUAUUUCGAACAAAUUUCUUGGGAGGCCAAACUCAAGGCCUUGUACUUCGCAGCGGAGAGCGGCGAGCCAAAACCCUUGAAGGAAUACCUACGAAAACUUCCGAAGCCGCCCACCCAGGUCUACGACUGUGAAUAUCCCGGCAUGGUAUCGGCCAUCCACAAGUGCGCUGCUUCCUGCAGGGCAGAUCUCCUCGAGGUGUUACUAUCCGCCGGCUUUAAAGUGGACUCCCGCGACGCUGCUGGGAAUACCCCCCUUAUUCUAGCCAGCCGGGCCGGUCGAGGCAAGAAUGACACCCACGCAUACCUGCGCACGUACACGUGUCAGAGACUUAUAGAAAAUGGAGCUGAUAUUCUCGCAAAACAUAAUGGAGGUUUGACUGCUUUCAAGAUUGCUCGCGCUCAUCGCGAUUACCCGCUCAUGACACUUUUUCUUGAGCGUGUCCUGGAAAUGAACGACCUUGAUACACAGGCAAGGCGGUCUCGGAUACUUGAUUCAAUCACGGACCCAAGCAAAGAAAAGGAAUUCUGCAAAGAAGCCAGAGCAAUGAUCGGGAAUGAAAUAUUUGAGGCAAAGCUCAUCCAAGACGCAGUCCUAAAGGAGGAAUGGGACUUCAUCAUGACCUGCAUUGGCGGCUGCUUUAUCUUCAAUGACCAGUUUGGUUCGAGAGAUUUCAACGGGAACGCUGGGUGGGGUAUGACUGAUCUGGACAUGGUCCGCUACUAUUCCGCUCUCAAAGACCGGGACAUGGUGCGCUGGAUUUUCCUUGAGAUAGGGGACCCGAGAUUUGAAGGAAAGUGGGAUGUAGGAGGACGAAACCUGAACAUGGAGUUCCGUGAGACGAAGGGCAGUGCUGAUGAGCUUCUCUGGCCGGGGCAAGCCAAAAUAUUAUCGAAUCUCGAUAGGUCGAUUCUAAUGGGGCCAAUCCAAUAUAUUCAUGCGCUGGACACCGUGCCAGUUGGGCGAAGAGUGUCAAUGGGUCUGAGGUCGAUGAAAUUCCAGGCACCACUUGAUCUGGAAGACGUCUCCGAAUAUGAACUUGAUCACAUGAUAGACAUGAUAAGGAUGAAUAUUCAAGAAGUGGAUGCCUUGUCUAAAAUCUUACAAGACUGGCACAAUAAAAGGAAUCAGAUCAGAGAUCAUGGGGAUAAGAUGGACGACCUGGAAUGGGCUCGGGGGCAAAUUGAGAAGAUUCAGCUUAAUUUGGAUGCUCCGACGCAGACGCACUCUUCUUUGAUGACUAGUUGUUCGGCAAAGCAAUCAAAGCCAGAGUGGAAGGCUCUAUAUCAACGUGAACAAGCCGGGUCAGAAAAGCUGACAAAUUUAUCGGAAGCAGUCAAUACAGCUACUGAGCAGCUUGACCGGGCACUAGACAUGAAAAGAGGUAAUGUGUAA